This is a messenger RNA of Sitophilus oryzae (rice weevil), 1102 nucleotides long. It is a transcript of the gene Rala, whose product is annotated as ras-related protein Ral-a. The coding region runs from base 309 to 914 and encodes 201 amino acids. The record is from RefSeq and is a predicted model, not a curated record. The transcript is spliced from 4 exons. Gene Ontology annotation, biological process: Ras protein signal transduction. Gene Ontology annotation, molecular function: GDP binding; GTPase activity; GTP binding. Lineage: Eukaryota; Metazoa; Arthropoda; Insecta; Coleoptera; Curculionidae. Gene Ontology annotation, cellular component: plasma membrane.
GUGACAUAAACAAGAGUUUUCUUCACUUCCAUUAUUGCCAAAUUUAUAUAAUCAAUAUAAUAAAAAGCGUCAUAAAUAAAACAAAAAGUCUACAAUUAGAAAUUAAACUUCAUUAUUUUGUAAUCUACAGGGUAAAUUUUGAUUCAAAGAGCUGAAAUCUUUGUACGGUAAAAUAUUAUUUAUCCAAUGAAGAGGAUUCUAAAAUAAUCCGACAACACUGAUGUAAUUCCAGGAAUUUUGUCACUGACAUAAAUAAGUGCUUUUAGAACACGCCUUUUUUCGUUCUAUUCACAAACAAGCCUAGAAAAAUGUCGAAAAGGCCUGCCGUGCAGCCAGCCCUCCAUAAAGUGAUUAUGGUAGGCAGUGGAGGUGUUGGAAAAUCCGCCCUAACCCUUCAGUUCAUGUACGAUGAGUUUGUUGAAGAUUAUGAACCAACGAAAGCAGAUUCUUACCGAAAGAAGAUCCUCCUUGAUGGUGAAGAAGUCCAAAUUGAUAUUCUGGAUACAGCAGGUCAGGAAGACUAUGCUGCUAUUAGGGAUAAUUAUUUUAGAAGCGGAGAAGGGUUUCUGUGUAUAUUUUCGAUUACAGAAGAUGAAAGUUUCCAGGCUACUCAAGAAUUCAGGGAACAGAUUCUUCGAGUAAAGAAUGAUGAUAACAUCCCCUUUUUGCUUGUUGGUAAUAAAAGCGACUUGGACGAGAAAAGGAAAGUUACUUUUCAAGAAGCUCAAGACAGGGCUAAUAAAUGGGGGGUUCCUUACGUAGAGACAUCGGCUAAAACAAGGGAAAAUGUUGAUAAAGUUUUUUACGAUCUGAUGAGGGAGAUCAGAGCAAGGAAAAAAGAUGAAAACAAGACAAGCAACGGUAGAGGAAAGGACAAAAACAAGAAAAAGAAACUAAAGUGUGUAAUUCUUUAAGAAACAAAGUUAGAAUGGUCUCGAAAAAAAAAAGGCAAGAAGUCUACUUGUAAGCAUUUAAGAGAUAUCCAGAAAAAACGGAUUUUUCUUUUACUGUAAAGAUAUUAAUAUAAGCUUUAUAAGUAUUCAUGUAAAUUAUUAAUUUUUUAUUCAAUCGAAAAUAAAAAAGAAUUAUAGGGAAUCUUUAA